This is a messenger RNA of Pteronotus mesoamericanus, 688 nucleotides long. It is a transcript of the gene NINJ2, whose product is annotated as ninjurin 2. Lineage: Eukaryota; Metazoa; Chordata; Mammalia; Chiroptera; Mormoopidae. The coding region runs from base 153 to 584 and encodes 143 amino acids. Gene Ontology annotation, cellular component: membrane. The transcript has 4 exons. Gene Ontology annotation, biological process: tissue regeneration; cell adhesion. The record is from RefSeq and is a predicted model, not a curated record.
CAGAUGGAUGAAUAGCAGGUCUGUCCUGCCAGCUCUGUGCUCUCUCCCACCCAAAGAAAUCAGAAGAGACUCAGACGGCAAAGCCUGGCAUAGCCCAGUCUGUUAAGGCACUGUUAGCACUGGGACGUGUGAAAGCACCUGAGGGAAGCAAGAUGGAAUCUGAAAGAGAAAUCAUUGACCUUCAACCUGGGAAACCCAGCUCCAGCAGGAGGCAGCCCAUCAACCUGAACCAUUAUGCCACCAAGAAGAGCAUGGUAGGGAGCAUGCUGGAUGUGGCUCUCUUCCUGUCCAAUGCCAUGCGGCUGAAGACGGUGCUGGGGCACGGGCCGUCCUCUCAAUACUACGCUACGCUCAUCACCCUCAUCAGCAUCUCUCUGCUCCUGCAGGUGGUCAUUGGAAUCCUCCUUGUGAUCACUGCACGGCUGAACCUCAAUGAGGUAGAAAAGCAGUGGCGAAUAAACCAGCUCAACGAUGCUGCCACCGCCUUGGUCUUCCUCACUGUUGUCCUCAAUGUCUUCAUUACAGCCUUCGGGGCACAAGAGACAGGAUUCCUGGCUGUCAGGAGCUUAAGGAAUCCUCUCUGAACUCAGCUGGGACCCAGGUGCUGGACCUGGAGCUGCUUCCGCCGCUUUCCUCCCUGACCUGCCAGGCUGCCGGGCACUUCCCCCAGUUCCCGGGAGCUCCUGAA